Musa acuminata subsp. malaccensis (wild Malaysian banana) is the source of this 923-nucleotide messenger RNA. Lineage: Eukaryota; Viridiplantae; Streptophyta; Magnoliopsida; Zingiberales; Musaceae. The record is from RefSeq and is a predicted model, not a curated record.
CCAAUUUAGGGUUCUCCGGAUCUUCUCCCAUUUCACCAUAAAACCCUCGCGCGAGAGCGUCUCCACUUAUCGCGUAGUUGCGACUCCUUGCGGCGGAGCCGAAGGCGAAACGAGGUGUUGAGCCAUGGUUAAGCAUAACAAUGUCGUGCCAAAUGGGCAUUUUAAGAAGCACUGGCAGAAUUAUGUGAAGACUUGGUUCAACCAGCCUGCGCGCAAGACAAGGAGACGUAUUGCUCGGCAGAAGAAGGCUGUGAAGAUUUUCCCACGUCCAACUGCUGGGCCACUCCGUCCCAUUGUCCAAUGUCAGACGCUCAAGUACAACAUGAAAUCUAGAUCUGGCAGGGGUUUUACUCUCGAGGAACUGAAGGCAGCUGGAAUUCCAAAGAAACUUGCUCCAACAAUUGGCAUUGCCGUUGAUCAUAGGCGAAAGAAUCGAUCUCUCGAGGGUCUGCAAGCCAAUGUCCAAAGGUUGAAGACAUACAAAGCCAAGCUCGUCAUCUUCCCAAGGCGAACCCGCAAAUUCAAGGCUGGAGAUUCUUCUCCGGAGGAACUUGCAACAGCCACUCAGGUCCAAGGCCCAUACCUCCCCAUCGUGCGCGAGCAGCCUUCGGUUGAGCUCGUCAAGGUUACGGAUGAGAUGAAAUCAUUCAAGGCGUAUGCCAAGCUUCGUGUUGAGAGGAUGAACGAACGGCAGGUCGGUGUGAGGAUGAAGAAAGCAGCGGAGGCAGAAAAGGAAGAAAAGAAAUAACUGAUUGAUAUCAUCAUGUGUUUCGACUGCCUUCAACGUAGAUUUUGAAUCUUAUUAUUAGUUGCUGAGUUAUUGUGAUUUGGAUGGAAAAUUGAACUCCUUCUGGAACGGGUGCGACAGUAAUCAUAAGAUUUGUGAUUUAAUUUGCAGCAAAUGGGAUGAUUUAUUAUUGCCA